This is a messenger RNA of Hippopotamus amphibius kiboko, 5510 nucleotides long. It is a transcript of the gene FCHSD2, whose product is annotated as FCH and double SH3 domains 2. Bases 769 to 2832 code for a protein of 687 amino acids. Lineage: Eukaryota; Metazoa; Chordata; Mammalia; Artiodactyla; Hippopotamidae. Gene Ontology annotation, molecular function: protein binding. Gene Ontology annotation, biological process: regulation of actin filament polymerization; neuromuscular synaptic transmission. Gene Ontology annotation, cellular component: neuromuscular junction; recycling endosome. The record is from RefSeq and is a predicted model, not a curated record. The transcript is spliced from 19 exons.
CAUAAUCUUAGAAAUCUGGUAUGUUUUUUUCCUUUGAGUGUAUGAAAAUUAGGGAACCAGAGAAAUUUUGAUAUAAACAUUUCUAACUCAUAAUGGCAAAAACACAAAAAGAGUUUGAGAAUUUUAUAUUAGAAAUGGAAUAAUGUGGUAGUAUUUAUUCAUGCAAUCAGGGAACAUUAUUGGUAUCAACUAAAUAUGAGGCUCUUUGCUAUAGCCUGAAGACAUAAUGAUUUGAAAAAAAAAAAAAAAAAAAGACAAGAUCCGUUCCUGAUGGAACUUAUAGUCAGCAAAUAGGCAAAGCACAUUUAAACCAGACAGUAACAAUGUGUACGGAUUAUGAAUACAGUAGGGUGGUGUAGGAGAGAGCAACUGAGUAAGGGUGAACUACUAUACAGUGAUUAGAAAAGCCCUCUUAGAGAAGCAUACAAAGUAAGACCAAAAGGAUAAGUAAGUACCUAGAUUGUGGUCUCUAAAUAUGUUUUAUCUCUGAAAGUUAUCAGAAUUCCUUGGAAAACUAGCUUACUGCAGAUAUGGAAUAGGAACUGUAAAGGGAAACAAAGAAAGUCUAUUGGGGUCAUGAUAUGGGAGCCGACUUGGAGGAGCUCCCACUGACCACCGGUGUAACAUUUGGAGCAUCAAGAGAAUCAUGGCUGCAAUCGAUUGAAACACACCCAUUAUUCAAAAUAUGGUAUCCAGAAGUUGGCUAGUCAGUAUCUGAAGAGAGAUUGGCCUGGAAUAAAAGCUGAUGAUCGGAAUGAUUACAGGAGCAUGUAUCCUGUUUGGAAAUCUUUUCUCGAGGGAACAAUGCAGGUAGCCCAGUCUCGGAUCAAUAUAUGUGAAAACUAUAAAAACUUUAUUUCUGAGCCUGCAAGGACAGUGAGAAGCCUAAAAGAACAGCAACUAAAAAGGUGUGUGGACCAGUUGACAAAGAUCCAAACUGAAUUGCAAGAGACAGUGAAAGAUUUAGCUAAAGGCAAAAAGAAGUACUUUGAGACUGAACAGAUGGCUCAUGCAGUACGAGAGAAAGCUGACAUCGAGGCAAAAUCUAAACUUAGUCUUUUUCAAUCAAGAAUCAGUUUACAGAAGGCAAGUGUAAAGUUAAAAGCCCGGCGAUCUGAGUGUAAUUCCAAAGCUACGCAUGCAAGGAAUGAUUAUCUUCUUACAUUAGCGGCAGCAAAUGCACACCAGGAUCGCUACUAUCAAACAGAUUUAGUUAACAUUAUGAAGCAUUGGCUGGGAUUCUCAGCAGUGUUGAAUAGAAGUGAUAAGAACAGAUGUCCUUGCCUUGUUCUGAGAUCUUUUGGGGAAAGGAAAGCUCUUGAUGGAAAUGUGUAUGACCACCUCAAGGAUUAUUUAAUAGCCUUCAGCCGGACUGAGCUAGAGACAUGCCAAGCUGUGCAGAACACAUUCCAGUUUUUAUUAGAAACCUCCAGCAAGGUGGUACGAGACUAUAAUCUUCAGCUGUUUUUACAAGAGAAUGCUGUAUUUCACAAACCCCAGCCCUUCCAGUUCCAGCCUUGUGACAGUGAUACUAGCCGACAAUUAGAAUCAGAAACUGGGACCACAGAGGAGCACAGUUUAAACAAAGAGGCUCGGAAAUGGGCCACACGUGUUGCACGGGAGCACAAAAAUAUUGUUCACCAACAACGGGUUCUAGAUGAUCUGGAAUGUCAUGGAGUUGCAGUAUCAGAACAAAGCCGAACAGAGUUGGAACAGAAAAUAGAUGAAGCUAGAGAAAAUAUUCGUAAAGCAGAGAUAAUUAAAUUGAAAGCUGAAGCCCGGCUGGACCUACUAAAGCAGAUUGGUGUUUCUGUGGACACAUGGCUAAAGAGUGCAAUGAACCAAGUGAUGGAAGAACUGGAAAAUGAGCGAUGGGCCCGCCUUCCUGCAGUGACGAAUAAUGGAACCUUACACUCGCUUAAUGCAGAUACCGAAAGAGAAGAAGGGGAAGAGUUUGAAGACAACAUGGAUGUUUUUGAUGACAGCAGUUCCAGCCCUUCUGGCACCUUAAGAAAUUAUCCACUCACCUGCAAAGUUGUUUAUUCCUAUAAGGCUUCUCAACCAGAUGAGUUGACCAUUGAGGAGCAUGAGGUGUUAGAAGUGAUUGAAGAUGGAGAUAUGGAAGACUGGGUAAAGGCUCGAAAUAAAGUCGGCCAAGUGGGUUACGUGCCAGAAAAGUACCUGCAGUUUCCCACCUCGAACAGUCUGCUGAGCAUGCUGCAGUCCUUGGCUGCUUUGGACAGUCGGUCACACACGUCCAGCAACUCCACGGAGGCCGAACUCGUUUCAGGCAGUCUCAACGGAGAUGCUAGUGUGUGUUUUGUGAAAGCACUUUAUGACUACGAGGGCCAGACAGGUGAUGAAUUAUCUUUUCCUGAGGGAGCAAUUAUCCGAAUCUUGAACAAAGAAAACCAGGAUGAUGAUGGCUUCUGGGAAGGGGAAUUCAAUGGACGGAUUGGAGUUUUCCCAUCGGUGCUAGUGGAAGAACUUUCAGCCUCAGAAAACGGUGACGCUCCAUGGAUGCGAGAUAUUCAGAUCUCUCCUUCCCCCAAGCCGCCCAGCUCGCUGCCUCCACUGCCGCUAUAUGACCAGCCUCCCAGUAGCCCUCACCCCAGCCCAGAUAAGAGGAGCUCCCAGUACUUCCCCCACUCUCCUUCAGCAAAUGAAAACAGCUUCCAUGCCGAGUCACCAGGAUUCUCACAGGCAUCCAGGCAUACUCCUGAGACCUCAUAUGGGAAACUGCGACCUGUCCGGGCAGCCCCCCCUCCACCUACACAGAACCACCGAAGGCCAGCAGAGAAGAUAGAGGAUGUGGAAAUCACACUGGUGUGAUGAUGGGUUUGCCCAUCCGUUACUGCUACAAUCAAGGCCAGGCUUGGAGUUUGGCCAGUCUUGUUUUUUAGGCACCUUUGCAUGAUGAUGACUCGAACAGAGCAAAAACAAGGAGGAUUAUAUGUGACUGGGUGGCCUGGUAGAGUCCUCCCUUGUUUAGAAUAUUUUGUGCCUUUUUUUGUUGUCAUUUUCUAUGUCAUCUCUCCUACUGCAGCACAAAUCCUGGGCCCUAGAAGCACAGAGGGGGACAGCCCUUUGCCUAACAGUGGCCCAUUUUUGUAUGAGACUCAAGACCAGGCCUCUUUCAGGGCACAGUCACAGAGAUACUGAUCAUGUGCGCUCGUACAGUAUAUUACUGUGGCCACAAGGAUGUGGCAAAGAUUCUCAUCUUUCUUCAAGUGGCUUUUGCUUAUCUGAUUGAGUUUAAUCAGAUCAUGUUGGCUACAUAAGGAAGCAGGAGGGAUUCCAGGAGAGGCUGGCUCCUCCCCACAGUUAGUCCCCAAACUGAGAAACUGAGACCUUAUUGGAAAAAAGUGGACUGCCCUGAGUUUAGCACCAAUUGCAUUAAUGCACAUCUCAUCCACAGCUAACAGAUUUAAAACAGUAACAGUGUCCUUUGUAUUAAUAUUUGUACCAUUCAUUUAGUAUUAGUGGAACUAACAUGGAGGGGCUGAACUAUUAGCCAAAUCUCAUCCGUCACAUAGACUAAUGGAAAGGAGGCUGCAGCUGAAGCAGAAGUGGAGCUUCCAGAUCUGAAAUGAGCCGAUUUAAUGUUCUUUUUAUAUUUGGGUAUUUUUCAUCUUAAUUUUUGCAGCAUAUACUAUUCUGACCAGUAUCCUUAGAAUCUGAAUGUCUAGAUAAACUGGGGACACAUACUUGCCUUGUCAAGCUUCUCUGCUGGGGAGGUCCCUAGCAUUAUUUUAUUCCCAAGCCAGUGCACUGGUCCAGGCAGCCGAGUUGUGACUGGCCCAGACCAGUGGCCACCCACCAUGUAAAAUGCAGCUUCUCAGGUCCCACUGACCUCACAUUUCCUUGGGAGGAACAACCUGUGGCUCUUGAAGGAAACCAGCUUCCUAUGAAGAAGGACUAAGGAUUGCACAGGUGCAAAUUGACAAGGAAAAGACAAGUUCUCCAUGUCACAGGAAGAGCCAGGAGUAGGCUUCUCUGCAGGCUAACAAACCCAUAGCAGCAGGUAUCCCAGAGUAGGCCUCUGGCAGCCCUCCACCUCCUAUGGAAGAUAGGGAGUGCAUUACUUAGGGGCUAAGGGGUAUUUGCCAGUUGCUUUUUUUUUUAAAGAAAUCAAAUUUGCAGAAUUUAAUCCAAAAGUUGUCUUACGCUUUGAAAACGCCAUCCCUCCUAAGAAUCUUUAAAAACUUGAAAUGCUCGCCAAAUGUCCCCAUGGGAUUUUUGACCAAAAGUAAGGUCAGAGCUGAAGAAAUUUUCAGUUAGUUUUUUGAUCACUUCAAUGACAGUACCCAUUGAUGAAUCUUCUCCAUGAUUUGAGGAUUUUUGGUUUUGUUUUUUGCAUUUCUUAACCUGUUGAUCUAUUUGAGGUCUUUUUGUGUUUAUCAAACUUAUUAUUAAGUUUAAAAACGAAAUUAAAAGGGUGGGUUUUUUUUUAAGAUUUUAAAGUUUGUUGACCAGUUAAAAAUCUUCAAAGUGCUGAAAUUGGGCAAUUCUUGCCACCCAGUCUUGUAUUCCCUCUUUAGCUAGCAAAAUUGUCCUUGAAUCUGGGUUUUCCACGUUCUCAAAGGGUUAUUUGAAAUCUUUUGUUAUAUUUUAAAAUAUUUUUUGGAAGAGCUGCUAAUUUUAUUUAAAAAAAAAAAACGUUGUAAAAAAGUAUGCCUCCUUUUUAAAAAGAACCCCUUCCUCCAGGACAUGUAAUCCAGCGUCACAGUACCCAGGGCUGGGCUCAGAGGAGGCGCCUCUGUGCAGAUGUGCUUUCUUAAAAGUGGCUGUAAAAACUUUGUAUUUAUUAUGUAUAAAAUGUUGAAUAAUAAAAAAAUGGAAUUAAGUUUUCUAAGUUCUCCUUAUAAAAAGAUUUGGGUAAACAGGCUUUUCCAAAUAGACAGUGCUUCUUAUAAAGACAUUCCUAGGCCCCCCUUUAAACCCUACAACAGAUACAGAGAGGGGGGAGUAAAUUAAUCCAUCCAUGGGACAAACAGUCCCUCGUGCCACCCACCUGCCAGGUGAAAUACCCUGAAUGCUACAGAUAGAAAUAAGUAAGUUUUGGUCUUUGUUCUCAAGGUUCUUGCCCAGUGGAGAAAAAAGGUGUACACGUGAGGACAGUACUGUGCGAGGUGCUGGAAGGGAGAGGCAGAGUGCACUGAGGGAGCUGAGGAGGGAGCUCUGAUUCUGUAGCUGAAAGGGUGAGAGGAGGGCCAUCGAGUCCCCUCAGAGGAUGUGACUGCUGGCUUCUAGGAAGUGGGCACUCUGGACUGCUCUGUCCUUCCCUAAACCUCCACCCUGAGGAGUAAUGAGUCAAGAGAAGGAGAUCUUAUUGGUCUCAGGGGUGGCUAGAGGAUUCCAGGUGAAAAGCUGAGUCCCUCUGGCUGCCAGCCAGGCCAGUGAGGACUAGAGCUCAGCCUGUUUGGGGAGGGGCCCCACAGCCCUCCUCUUCCAGAGCUGGACACGUGCUAUAUGUGUUCUUCCAGAUGUUUUCUGUGCAUGGAAUUCAC